GCACGCCGCAGCACGGAGUGCGGCCGUGCGCCGCCCGCCUCGGUUUACAAAAAAAAACAAAAACAAACGCGAAUCGGGCUCGGUUCUGACACGCGACGUAUCCGAAAUUGUAGUGCAAAUUAAUAUAAUAGUGGCACGUUUUAUAAUUAAGUUCUAACAAAAAUGCGUCGAAACGUCAAACUUCUUUUCCUUAUUGGAGCUGUCUGGAUGUUUUUCCUAUUUUACUUCAUGCAACCUGACUCUACACAGACAAAGGAAGAAAAUAUAGCUCUCCGCCUGAUAAAGCAGCAUUCAGAUGUAGAAGAAGCAGAUAGUAGUCCAGCGUCACCGGAUGAUCUCGGUACGGUAACCGGACGGGCGUACUUCGACGAAGCCGGAUACGUCACGGGCGGAACGAAAGAUGCGGAUCCAUACGUCAGGAACCGGUUCAACCAGGCCGCUUCAGAUAAUUUACCUAGUAAUAGAGCCGUGCCUGACACCAGAAACGCCAUGUGCCGUUUGAAGAAAUACGAAGCGGAUUUACCACAGACCAGCGUCAUAAUAACGUUCCACAACGAAGCACGGUCGACGCUCCUACGCACCAUUGUCAGUGUCUUGAAUAGAAGUCCUGAAGAGCUGAUCAAAGAAAUCAUCCUCGUAGAUGACUUUAGUGAUAAUCCUGAUGACGGAGCAGCUCUCCGAGCGAUCCGCAAGGUUCGUGUAAUUAGAAACAACAGACGAGAGGGCCUGAUGAGAUCCCGAGUGAGGGGGGCAGACGCCGCCACUGCACCUGUGCUCACCUUCCUGGAUUCGCACGUGGAGUGCAAUGUCCAUUGGUUGGAACCACUAUUGCAGAGGAUUAAAGAGGAUCCUACUCGUGUGGUAUGCCCGGUCAUUGACGUGAUCAGCAUGGAUACCUUCCAAUACAUUGGAGCUUCGGCAGAUCUUCGAGGAGGUUUCGAUUGGAACCUCGUCUUUAAGUGGGAAUACCUAUCUCACUCCGAGCGUAGUGCCAGACUCAGCGACCCGACACAAGUGAUCAGGACACCCAUGAUCGCUGGUGGACUAUUCAGCAUGGAUCGCCUGUACUUCAACAAGCUUGGCAAAUAUGACAUGGAGAUGAACGUCUGGGGAGGAGAGAAUUUGGAGAUUUCUUUCAGAGUUUGGCAAUGUGGAGGCUCCCUAGAAAUCGUGCCCUGUUCCCGUGUAGGUCAUGUGUUCCGCAAACGCCAUCCCUACACCUUCCCUGGAGGUUCUGGAGCGGUCUUCGCGAGGAACACCAGGAGAGCUGCCGAAGUCUGGAUGGAUGACUAUAAGGAACUUUAUUACAGAUCUCAACCCUUAGCGAAACAGGUCGAUUACGGGGAUAUAAAUGAACGACUAGCACUUCGAGAGAAGCUCCACUGCAAACCAUUCCGUUGGUACUUAAACAAUGUGUAUCCAGAAUUGCAAAUCCCGGCCAUGGUUGGAAACGUGCAUUCCAUUCGACAAGGUUUGCGGUGUUUAGAUACCAUGGGCCACCUUGUUGAUGGUACUGUAGGCAUGUAUCCCUGUCACAACACAGGCGGGAACCAAGAAUGGCGAUACGAGAAUGGUCUUCUCCGGCAUCAUAGCAUAUGUAUUUCACUCUCGGAAGACCGAGUAACUGCGGUUUUAGCCGCCUGUGACCCAACAGACGACGCCCAGUUAUGGAAAUGGAAAGGCCUUACGAUCAGACACGCAAAACUCGAUUCGUGUCUGGAUUCCGCGAGACCAGAAUUGUAUUUGGAACAAUGUGACGAAGACAAACCAAGUCAACAGUUCACGUUCUAAAGAACUUUCAAAUAGUCAAUCGAAAUGAGACUCGUGUUAGUGAAAAGUGAGAGAGUUCAGAUGUAUAAACGCUUCUAAGCCUUCCAUUGGUUGUUUGGAACUGUGAAGCAAGUGUCCCUACAUUCUUUUGUAUGAGAAAUAAGUGGCAUCUUUAAGCAUUAAGUUACGACUCUAUGAAUUGUGGCACCUGAAAAGUACAUGAGUGCUUGGCUGCGGAAUGAAGAAUCGAUAUCGAAGUGAUACCUAUCGAAGUUUCAGAGGUGAAUAUUUGAUUUAGUGGUACUUAUCUAAGAGAACUUUAACGAAAUGAAUUAAUUGCCUAAAAUUAUCAAUUAGCCACGAGACUUCUUCCGUGUAACAUAGACUUACUUUACAAAUUCGAGGAAAGCAAAUUUUGAACAUAUAUCACAAAAUUCUGACCCGAAUUAUCUAAAUAAUAUAUUUCCAUCAAAUUGUGGGUUUCAAUUAUUCGUUUUCAAUCAACCACGAUUGAGUAGUUAGAAAUC
This is a messenger RNA of Hyposmocoma kahamanoa, 2297 nucleotides long. It is a transcript of the gene Pgant2, whose product is annotated as polypeptide N-acetylgalactosaminyltransferase 2. Gene Ontology annotation, cellular component: Golgi apparatus. Bases 163 to 1791 code for a protein of 542 amino acids. The transcript is spliced from 10 exons. NCBI's taxonomy places the organism in Eukaryota, Metazoa, Arthropoda, Insecta, Lepidoptera, Cosmopterigidae. The record is from RefSeq and is a predicted model, not a curated record.